Anguilla rostrata (American eel) is the source of this 4666-nucleotide messenger RNA. RefSeq names its product hexokinase 2 (gene hk2). Gene Ontology annotation, cellular component: cytosol; mitochondrion. The transcript has 18 exons. Gene Ontology annotation, molecular function: glucokinase activity; fructokinase activity; ATP binding. Bases 80 to 2842 code for a protein of 920 amino acids. Gene Ontology annotation, biological process: carbohydrate phosphorylation; glucose metabolic process; glycolytic process. Lineage: Eukaryota; Metazoa; Chordata; Actinopteri; Anguilliformes; Anguillidae. The record is from RefSeq and is a predicted model, not a curated record.
GCUGAAUGCUUGAACAAACGGUCAACUUACUUAUCUGAGAAGAAGAAAAAAAAGAUAAACGAAGCAGGAAGUUUGGACCAUGAUCGCCUCUCAUCUCCUAGCGUACUAUUUCACGGAACUCCACCAUGACCAGGUGCAGAAAGUGGAUAAGUACCUGUACCACCUGCGUCUGUCGGAGGAGAGCCUGAUGGACCUGUCGGUGCGCUUUCGGCGCGAGAUGGACCGAGGGCUCGGCCGGGACACCAACCCCACCGCCUCCAUCAAGAUGCUGCCCACCUUCGUUCGGUCCACCCCUGACGGGACAGAAAAGGGCGAUUUCCUGGCGCUGGAUCUGGGAGGGUCAAACUUCCGGGUGCUGCUGGUGAAGGUUUCGACCAGCGGGAAGCAGAGGGUGGAGAUGGAGAACCAGAUCUACGACAUUCCGGAACACCUGAUGAGGGGGUGUGGCUCCGAUUUGUUUGACCACAUCGCAGAUUGUCUCGCUGAUUUCCUGGAGAAGCUGGGCAUCAAGGACAAAAAACUGCCACUUGGCUUCACCUUCUCGUUUCCGUGUCAACAGACCAAACUGGACGAGAGCGUCCUGCUGUCGUGGACGAAGGGUUUUAAGGCGAGCGGGGUGGAGGGCAAGGAUGUGGUAAGCCUGCUGAGGAAGGCCAUCAAGAAGAGAGGGGACUUUGACAUAGACAUUGUGACGGUAAUCAACGACACCGUCGGCACCAUGAUGACGUGCGGAUACGACGACCAGCGCUGCGAGAUCGGACUCAUCAUCGGCACGGGCACCAACGCCUGCUACAUGGAGGAGAUGCGGCACCUGGAGCUGGUGGAGGGGGACGAGGGGCGCAUGUGCGUCAACACGGAGUGGGGCGCUUUCGGGGACGACGGGAGCCUGGAGGACCUGCGCACGGACUUCGAUCGGGACAUCGACGCCGGCUCCCUCAACCCCGGCAAGCAGCUGUUCGAGAAGAUGAUCAGCGGGAUGUACAUGGGAGAGCUGGUGAGGCUCAUCCUGGUGAAGAUGACCAAGGAGGGCCUGCUCUUCCAGGGCCAGGCCACGCCCGACCUGCUGGCCUCCGGACACUUCCAGACCAGCUUCGUCUUCGCCAUCGAGAACGAGAAAGACAACGAGGGUCUGCUGAGCACAGAGAAGAUUCUGAUUGGUCUGGGCCUGACGCCGUCGGCGGAGGACUGCGUGGCGACGCAGCGGGUGUGCCAGAUCGUGUCCACGCGCGCGGCCCACCUCUGCUCGGCCGCGCUCACCGCCGUGCUGCGGCAGAUCCGCGACAACAAGGCGGCGGAGAGGCUGCGCACCACCGUCGGCGUGGACGGAUCGGUGUACAAGAACCACCCGCAGUUCGGGCGGCGGCUGCACAAGAUGGUGCGCCGCCUGGUGCCCGACUGCGACGUGCGCUUCCUGCGCUCGGAGGACGGCAGCAGCAAGGGCUCCGCCAUGGUGACGGCCGUGGCGUACCGGCUGGCUACCCAGCAGGCCGAGCGGCAGCGGGUGCUGGACACGCUGCGGCUGAGCCGCGAGCAGCUGCUGGAGGUGAAGAGCAGGAUGGAGGAGCAGAUAUGCCGCGGCCUGGCCAGGGAGACGCACCAGCAGGCCAGCGUCAAGAUGCUCCCCACCUUCGUCAGGUCCACGCCCGACGGGACAGAGCACGGGGACUUCCUGGCGCUGGACCUGGGCGGGACCAAUUUCCGGGUGCUGCUGGUGCGCGUGCGGAGCGGGAAGAGGCGCAGCGUGGAGAUGCACAACAAGAUCUACGCCAUACCCCAGGACACCAUGCAGGGCACGGGGGAGGAGCUGUUUGAUCACAUCGUCAACUGCAUCGCAGACUUCCUGGAGUACAUGGGCAUGAAGGGAUCGUCUCUACCCCUGGGGUUCACCUUCUCCUUCCCCUGCAAGCAGAACAAGCUGGACGAGGGCGUGCUGUUGAAGUGGACGAAGGGCUUCAAGGCGUCGGGCUGCGAGGGAGAGGACGUCGUCGGCCUGCUGAAGGACGCCGUCCGCCGGAGGGAGGACUUUGAUCUGGACGUGGUUGCCGUGGUGAACGACACAGUCGGCACGAUGAUGACCUGUGGCUACGAGGACCCGCACUGUGAAGUGGGGCUGAUCGUGGGCACGGGCACCAACGCCUGCUACAUGGAGGAGAUGCGGAACGUGGAGCUGGUGGAGGGGGACGACGGGCGCAUGUGCGUCAACAUGGAGUGGGGCGCCUUCGGGGACCAGGGCGAGCUGGACGACGUCUCCACGGAGUUCGACCGCGCCGUGGACGAGCUGUCCGCCUACCCCGGGAAGCAGAGGUACGAGAAGAUGAUCAGCGGGAUGUACCUGGGCGAGGUGGUGCGGAACGUCCUGCUGGACUUCACCGCCAGGGGCCUGCUGUUCCGCGGCCGUCUCUCCGAGCGCCUCAAGAGCCGCGGGAUCUUCGAGACCCGCUUCCUGUCCCAGAUCGAGAGCGACCGGCUGGCCCUGCGGCAGGUGCGGUCGAUCCUGCAGCACCUGGGCCUGACGAGCAGCACGUGUGAGGACAGCAUCCUGGUGAAGGAGGUGUGCAGCGUGGUGUCGCGGCGCGCCGCCCCGCUGUGCGGCGCCGGCCUGGCCGCCGUGGUGGACCGCAUCCGCCAGAACCGCCAGCUGCCCGAGCUCCGCGUCACCGUGGGCGUGGACGGCACCCUGUACAAGCUGCACCCGCAUUUCUCCACUAUAAUGCUGGAAACCGUCCGGGACCUGGCUCCUCAGUGCAACGUGUCCCUCCUCCAAUCAGAGGACGGCAGCGGAAAGGGGGCGGCUCUAAUCUCAGCAGUGGCCUGUCGCCUCCGUGAUGCGGGCCAGCAUUGAGCCAAUCAGUGCUCGGCGUGGAAAAAAGGGAACAGGAAGUGGGUAACCAAAUAUGACCUCUCGUUCACUGGCGAUUGGGGGGUGGGGACUGUUCAUUCGUUGGUUGUUUGUCAGGGGGGUGUGGCUACUGUUGCACAUGAAUAGGGGGUGAGAGGAGGGGCGAGGUCCUCGUGAGAUUACACUUACAUGUUUAAAUGUGUAUGUUAUUUUACAUGUGAGCAGGCAGCAGGGUCUAGAGAGCCCAGAUCCACUGUCUGCAGCUUUAAACCUUGUAGUCUGAGUCCAUCAGAAAUGACUGCCUUUGUCUUUAUAACUGUAUACACUUUAAGUUAUUUACUUUGUACAGCAUGCUUUCAUAAACUCCCGCCCUUUCUCUCUCUCUCCCUCGUGCACUUCCUGUCUACACGCGGGGGAAAAGAGGGGUGGAUAUUUAUUGUGAAACCCAUGUUAAGAACAUUAUUUUAGGGCCUUGCGCCCCAAAACUAGAGUUAUGCAGUUAUGGUUAUGUAUAACUGAAGUUCAGGGCGUACGCUGGGAAGUUCAGGUACUGCUUGUGCGUGUUGCUGUUGGCAGCGCUCCUCUUUUGAAGUUCCUCCACCUUUUGUUUUUUUUUUUGAGGAAAAAGGAUGAUCUGUGUAGAGACUAUGUAGGCUACCACAGAAGAUAGUUUAUCACUGUUUUUAUUAGAUUUAGAUUUUAUGAGCUGCAAGCUCUUACGAGAGAAAUUUCGACACCUGCAAUUUCGACUAUUACGUUUAACGGCGGCGAUACCUACUGCAAACCUAAAAUGUUUGGUGCGUUGCUGUAACUGUUCAAUUUUUCCGUUUUUUAUUUCAUUAAAGCACAAAGGUUUUGUUGUUUUUUUGAGCUUAGUUUGUUCAGCUUUGAUUAAGCCAUAUAAUCUGUAAGAUUGUACUGCAUCACAUCACUUAUAAAAUCACAAUAAAAUCACUGCCACGCAUAAGAAAACCAGGUACCAAAGGCAAAAAAAAAAGAGUAUCUAAAAAUUAUUUUUAAUUGAACCUGUGCAAUUGCAUAAAUAUAACGACAUGAUGUGGUGACCAAUUAUAUUUCAGGAAACAUUCCAACUAAAUGUGCAAUAGCAGCGGGACACUAGUGGUUUGUUCAGGUGAGCUUACAGUAAGGUUAUGUUUGCAGUAAUGGGGUAGAGGUGCCGUCUUAAAUGGGCAGAAGUGGUUUAUUUAGCCCAGGUAAAUUGAAACCGGAGGUGAUGCAAUGCAUGAAGGUAAAACAUAACUCCUAGGAGCUAAGUCAAUACAGUCACGGGUUCUGAUUUGGGUAGAGAAUGUUUCUCAGCCAAUGCUGUUCAUCACUUCUACUCGCCCCCAACCCCCACCCCCCCACCCUCAAGAAUUGGUACAGCAGCAGUGCGCAUUCUCAUUUACGGUUUUAUUCCUGGUCCUGACCAAAUGAUUACCAAAAAAAAAAAAAACAUUUUCACCAAUGUUCAGAACAAAAUGACUCUUCUUUCAUUGGACUGUGUUUCGGUUGGCAACGUGUUACAUUGAAAUCUGCAGAGAUCAAGUCUUUUCAGUGCACAUUUGACCUUUGACCCUUUGGUCUGCUUGUGACGGGCAGAUUCACCGUCACUGACCGGAUGAAGAACGCUGCUACCUCCAUUCUAAAUGACAAACACUGCAUUUUCAUUAUGUGCUGUGCAAAUGAUCAACAACUAAUAUUUGUAAUUUGGUUUGGUUACUUAGAAACAAAUUGCAUUAGAACAUGUGCAAAAAGAUUUACCAGUAAGGCAAUUCUGUUUCUCGUUCGUGAUUUCUUUGGCCCAAUAAAUUAUGGUUUGGUUAA